Messenger RNA from Athalia rosae (coleseed sawfly), 2564 nucleotides. RefSeq names its product protein decapentaplegic. Gene Ontology annotation, molecular function: growth factor activity; cytokine activity. Lineage: Eukaryota; Metazoa; Arthropoda; Insecta; Hymenoptera; Athaliidae. Gene Ontology annotation, cellular component: extracellular region. Gene Ontology annotation, biological process: BMP signaling pathway; SMAD protein signal transduction. The record is from RefSeq and is marked provisional.
ACAGUGACGGUCAAACUGUUGAACGCAACACUUCGUGCAAUCCCGCAAGCCAGAUUCUGUUUCGAAUUGAUACAGAAAUUUGUGUAACUUACACACGCCUAUGUGAAUAAGUAUGGAAAUAUGAAUAUAUACGUAUAAAAACGGGUGCAAUACGGAUGGAAAGUGGCAACUGGAUAUAUAUAUAUACACUUUGUUAUUUUUGUUUUUUCACUCAGUCUUACAUCUAGCGCGGGACUUGACGAAAUAUCUGUGUGUAUAACGAUACGUGGUACUUCGCAGUGACUUCCGCAGGAUACGUUGCAAAAUUUACGUACGACACAACAAUUGUUGAGGAGAAAAAAUAUCGAAAAAGUAAAUCGACGAUAAGUGACGAAGGAUAGUGUGUCUGCACAGUCAGUAGCUAAUCCUGUUGCUGCUGCUGCUGCUGCUGUUGCUGCACCUGUAAAAUAUUAAAAUCCGCCGAGUAGAUUUUCUAUCGGAGUUAUAUAGUGCGUUGUGAAUGGUAUAUGGUGAGUGGUGGUGCCAAGUGCAAAGAGAGUGCGAUUGCGUACAGUGCAUGGGACUCGCUGCGAUGCCGUGGUCGUUAAAACUACGGACUUACGGGUAGCUCGGAGAGGCCGUGUCAGUGACUGUAGUCACGAUGCACAUGUCGCUGCUGCUGAGAUUGGUGUUAGCGGCAGUAGGUGUGCUGCUGGCGGGCGUUUGUUGUUGUGCGGCGGGUGCCGCCGAUACGGUGGAAGAAGAAGUCGUGGGAGCCGGAGACCGCGAGCAAGCCAUCGCCGGUGUCGAGGCUAGCCUCCUUUCCCUUCUGGGCUUUUCGAAGAGACCCAGACCGUUGGGACCUUCUCACGUGCCCGAGUCACUUAAGAAAUUGUAUCUUCGACAGAGCGCCAGCGGAAUGGCCGAUAUAGCGAGGCCUGGGAUCCACGCCAGAUCGUCGAACACCGUUCGAUCCUUCGCUCACGUAGAGAGUAAGAUCGAUGAGAAAUUUCAAAGUCCUCACAGAUUUCGGCUUUCGUUUGACCUGAGCAGCGUCCCGUUACAAGAGACGUUGCACGCCGCUGAGCUCAGCCUAUCCCGUGUCGCUUUAACCGAAUCGGACGAAGAAGACGAAGCGUCUAGGUAUCAGCGUAUCCUUGUUCACGACAUAGUUCUCCCGGGCGUUCGAGGACGCAGUAAGCCGAUCCUAAGAUUGGUGGACAGUAAGUUAGUCGACACGAAAUCGAACUCUUCGGUACCUUUGGACGUCCACCCCGCGGUCGAAAGGUGGAUACAAAACCCUUCGCAAAAUUACGGCCUCCUCGUCGAGGUGAUGGGCGCGAAACGGAGAAAAAAUGAGCACGUACGCUUGAGACGGAGCGCGGGAGAGGACGAGGAAUCUUGGACGGCGAAUAGGCCGUUUCUGUUCACCUACACGGACGAUGGAAGAAAUGAGAUGUCGUCGGCCGAACAAAUAUUGGAAAGACGCGCGAGGAGAGCGACGUUGAGAAAGAAUCGUAGAAAAAAUGGACGCGAGAAUUGCCGACGGCAUCCACUUUACGUAGAUUUCGUCGACGUUGGAUGGAACGAUUGGAUCGUUGCACCGCCAGGUUACGACGCAUUCUACUGUCACGGCGAUUGUCCAUUCCCCCUCGCCGAUCAUUUGAAUUCGACGAAUCACGCGAUCGUGCAAACCCUCGUUUAUUCGACGAAUCCAAACAUUGUGCCAAAGGCAUGCUGCGUACCGACAGCUCUGAGUUCGAUAUCGAUGCUCUACCUCGACGAGGAGAACAAAGUGGUGCUAAAAAAUUAUCAAGAUAUGGCUGUACUGGGUUGCGGAUGUCGCUGAUGCCAAAAUACGAGAAUAUACGAAAAUAGCGUACACUCGAGCCUCCACGGAUAUCGCGUAGCGUCGACGAUCGAAUCGACCGGAAGUCCGGAGGAUGACCAGAGGAAAAGAUUUUUCAAUCGAUCUUGGAAAAUAACGCCUUAUACAUUACCAACUUUGACCCGCUUCCGUUGGACCUUCUUGCAGUCUCACCCUUACCUACCCGAGUUAAACCCCUGAGGGGACAGGGAUCCCGAGAUUCUACCCCGAGCGAUCGCACAGGAGGAGGAUCGAAGAGUCGAGUCGAUAGCUUCUUUCUCGAUGCUUCCAUAUGAGUGAGACAGCGCGUUUGUGACGCUGCCGCAUUCUCUACAGUUUCAGUAAUCAACAAAACCGGGCGGCCUAUCCAACCACGGGAUCCACAAGUUACGGCGGAUGCUGCUGCUGCUGCUGCUGCUGCUGCUGCCGUUGAUGCUCUUGCUCUUGCCGUUGCUGCUCUUGCUGCUGCUGCUGCUGCUGCUGCUGCUGCUGCCACCGCGUGCGUGAUAGGCAAGCCAAACCUCCUUGGAUAUAGCUAUACGUGUCAUUUAUUAAUAAGGCUGUAGAGAAAACCGGUAUAGAUUUAUAAAUAUAUAAGCAACCGCAGGUGCUAUUUGUUCCGAGGUAACUCAGCGCGAAGCGCAGAUGAUAUACGAAUAUAUAUAUAUAUAUAUACAUAUAUAUUUAUGUUCCCAUAAUACGUGUCGAUGAAAGAAAA